This is a messenger RNA of Xiphias gladius (swordfish), 4587 nucleotides long. It is a transcript of the gene unc93a, whose product is annotated as unc-93 homolog A. The transcript is spliced from 9 exons. The record is from RefSeq and is a predicted model, not a curated record. The coding region runs from base 501 to 1898 and encodes 465 amino acids. Lineage: Eukaryota; Metazoa; Chordata; Actinopteri; Istiophoriformes; Xiphiidae.
UUUUGUUUUUUGUUUUUUUUCUUACAAAAAAACAACUUACUUCUGUUUGAGACCUAUCCUUCCCGAACAAGGUAACGUGGGAUAAACAAAAGAAGCAGCAUCAUCGACACCAGAGGAGACGUACGGUUUAACACUGACCACGUUCGUGCAGCAAUACUCCAAAUCUUUGACGCCUUCCACUUUCCCCUGUAGAUGUUUAGUAGUGACAGGAGUCGUGGGCGGCCUCCGUUGGAACAAUAUUUACUCCCAAGCCUUCAAAGACCAAAAGAGAGACGCCGAAUUUAUUGUAAGCAUGAAGCAGCUUAACCUCACCCGGUGACACCGGGGAAGUGGGGAUUCCAGCAGUACCGGCGUGCGUUGUGCGGGGAGCUGAUUUUACAUAGAGGUCAACGCACCAGGGCUCUCAGAGUGUCGUGUACCAAGGACAAUGUCUCCGGCCCAACGUUGGAGGAAACUUGGUAAAUGGUCUGUGGGGGUCUUCUGACUUCUGAAAGGCAGCCAUGAUCAGCCGUAACUUCAAGAAUGUGCUGGUGGUCUCGGUCGGGUUUCUGUCUCUGUUCACGGCUUACGGAGGCCUGCAGAGUUUACAGAGCAGUCUGAACGCAGAGCAGGGGAUGGGCGUGGCGUCUCUGAGCGUCAUCUACGCCUCCAUCAUCGUCUCCUCCAUGUUCCUGCCUCCCAUCAUGAUCAAAAACCUGGGCUGUAAAUGGACCAUCGUAGCCAGCAUGGCCUGCUACGUCUCCUACUCUGUCGGGAACCUCUACCCGGGAUGGUACACCCUCAUCCCCACCUCAGUGAUCCUUGGUUUGGGUGGCUCUCCUCUGUGGUCGGCUAAGUGCACCUACCUGACCAUCUCCGGUAACAUCCAGGCCGCCAAGGAGGGCAAAAAGGGCUCGGACGUCAUCAACCAAUACUUCGGCAUCUUCUUCUUCGUCUUUCAGUCGUCGGCCGUGUGGGGAAACCUCAUGUCGUCGCUCAUCUUUGGACAGGACACCAACAUAGCUGACAUCCCAGAUGAGCAGCUGCAGUCCUGUGGAGCGGCCGACUGUGGCCUCAACAUCAGCGUCGACGCCGCCACCACCAGACCUGCGCAGAAACUGGUGUGGACGCUCGUCGGAAGCUACAUUGGCGUGGGCGUGCUGGCCAUGCUCGUCGUCGCAGCGUUUCUGGACAACAUUGACCGGGAGCAGACCAGCCAGUUUCGCGGGAACCGGGAGCCGUUCUGCCACACCUUCCUGGCUACGUUCAGGCUGCUGAAGGACUGGAGGCUGUUGACCCUCAUCCCUCUCACCAUGUACAGCGGCUUUGAACAGAGCUUCCUCGCCGGGGAGUACACCAAGAACUACGUAACGUGUGCUUUGGGGAUCCACUACGUCGGCUUUGUGAUGAUGUGUUUCGGAGCCUCCAAUUCCGUCUGCUCAUUUAUCUUCGGGAGACUCGCUCGGUACACCGGGAGAACCGCGCUCAUCCUGCUGGCUGCACUGGCCAACUUUUCCUGCAUCAUUGGUCUCUUGUUCUGGAGGCCUCAUCCCGACAACCUGGCUGUCUUUUUUGUGUUUCCUGCUCUGUGGGGAAUGGCAGACGCUAUCUGGCAAACUCAGACCAAUGCUCUUUAUGGUAUCCUCUUCCCCAAGGACAAAGAGGCAGCAUUCGCCAACUACCGCAUGUGGGAGUCUCUUGGUUUUGUUAUCGCCUUCGCCUACAGCACCUUCUUGUGCCUGGAGUAUAAACUGUACAUCCUGCUGGCUGUUCUGCUGCUGACUGUUAUCACCUACCCCAUAGUGGAGUACCAUGAACACAAGAACCCCACGCCCCCUGUUGACGAAGAGACCUACCUAAGUUGCAAAGAAACCAUUCAACAAGUUGAGAACAACAUCAUUCACCAGACAAAAGUGUAGAGACUGAAUUUCAAGUUGUUUUUUUUUUUUUAAAUGUCUACCUUUUGUUUUCCCGUUUGUUUUUACAUCCCCUACAUCUAGCCACUGAGAUGCUAAGCAGGUGACUGAGACUGAUGCCAAAUUGUUCAAAUAACCACACUGAAUAAACUCAAGAAUUUGUGAUGAAAAUGGUGUAGAGCUUUUAGACAGUGAAUCUGAAACCUGUCCACUUGCGUCUAACCGGUCAGCACUGCAAACGCUGACUUUUAUCUUUUAGUGGUACUGCCCUACCCAAACCCUCUUGUCCCCUCGUGACACCGUACCACCAGCGGUAACCUCACAUUGCCGGAACAAUAACACUGCCUGCUCUGACUGGAUGAGUCUGUGUCGCUUUCUUGGUUGAAAUACUUUUGCACUGUACACACUCGUCGUUCAUCUGCGAAGCUUGGACGCGAAGGGUUCGGAUUGGGGAAGAACAUGAGUGUGUCGAAGCUCCAGUGGGUAAAGGCUGUUCGAAAAGAGUAUGUGCAGAAAAAAACCAAAACAAAAAAACAAAAAAACCCCCAAAAACAAAACAUAUACAUAUCUCUGAGUAAAUGUUGAGCUAUUUGUCAUGACAAACAAUCGUAUCCACUCCGAUUUGAUUUUAGAAUGAUUAAGGGCUGAUAUAUCUGAGAUGUGACCAGAGGUUUUUUUUCCUACUAUAGAGCAGUAUCGUCUCACAUUUUCAUAAACGUUACUCUACUGUGAAAGAUAAAUGUAACUGAAAUUAUAUACUGCGAAUUUUGAGAGUGGAAAACCGCCAAGCCCAAAAUAAAAGCGUUACUAUUUUAAGACUUGCGCUCUGGUAUUCCCAUCCGCCCUACACACUACGGCAUCCGUUGGCCAUGAUCGCUUGGGAGACUCUCGAGGGACCACCGAGACGUGCGUGGCCAUGGUCAAAGGGGCGCACGGAGGCAGAUAGCGGCCCUUCUUCCUGGCUAGGCUGCUUGAACUGUGAGGUUUGUCCUGCGAGAAGGUAGAAACUGAGGAGAUCGCCCGGGAGCCUCAGGGCUCACUGGAGCCAUUCACGUACCAGAGACAGCAGACCCAGUGUUUAUUAGCCUGUUAGCUCGUUAGCCUGCGGAUAUUACUCCUGAUUCCUGCCCCAGUUUGGUUAAGUUAUACAACAUUUAGUGCCUGUUAGAGUUAAUAAUUGUUUUGUCUCUAAUUUGAAUACUUUUAUUGCCUCAAGGUUAUUUGUGAUUCCUGGUGCAUAAGAGUUGGUAGAGUUUUUGUUUAUUUACUGUAAAAAAACACCAGUAGCAUCAACACAAUUAUCAAAGUAAGUUAAGCAAAAACACUUGAUUUCGUAAGUUAUCAGCUUUAUGUAGCCUGCUGCUUAAUAUUCUGGGAGGAUAAUGAAGAAUGAAGGAUUUUACUUUACUCGAUACCGACAUAUCAUGUUAGCGUGCCCUGCACUCUUGUGGCCUGAAAGGUGCGCAACACUCAAUACUGGAAAACUCGAAGUACACAGUGCAGUCAGAGGUCUGCGCCCGGCGUGUACCAAGGGAAAAUAACACAAACCCUCUGGAGUCAACUUGUGAUUUGAAAGUAAUAAUUAAUCCAUACUUUGAAAUGUUCUCAAAUGCAUUUGAAAGGUUUUUCUAAUUUUGUAUAUUACAGAUCACAGAGGUGACCCUCAAAGGUGGGUGGUGGUCCGGGAAAAGAUUUUGGUCACAAAAAAUAUCAGAUAAUGAAGAAAGUGCAGCUCCGACAUAAAUUACAUUUUAGUGAGGAGAUUGCAAAUGUCACAGUCACUAGUCAUUUCACGGUGAAGGUAACUGUUGUGAUGAUGUGACAUUAGGGUGGGGGUAGGAUUCACUCGCCUCUAGCUUGUAAAAAUUACUGACGGAGUAACUAUCUAAAAAAAAACAAAAAAAACUGGGAAAGUCGAGACUCAUUUUGAUGAAGAAGCUGGUCCAACUGAAGCCUCCGAGCUUGAACGAGAGGAAGAGCGAGUUCACAAAACGCGGAAAAUAAUGCAACAAAAUUGGCAAGAUGAUUUUCAGGCGCGACUGCUCCUCUGAGAGGCAAAACCGCACGCUGAAAGCUGAACGUUACACCGCAAAUGUCACCUCGAAAGCCUGAGUCAAAUCCCAAGGGCAACAUUGUCCCAUAACGCUGAUAUGAAACGAGAUGCCGAUGAUGAAGACGAGGUGAUCGCGGCGAUGAUAAACGGUGAUUAUAGGAGCAACUGAGAGCAACCCAAGAAUGAAGAUGGCAACGAGGGGACAGUGAGAACGACGAUGGCGCUGACUGUGAUGACAGCGAGAACACUUGAUGUGAAGGAAAUGAUGAUAGCGCUGACCCAGAGCUACGAGAUGAAGAUGGUAGCGACGUCGACGACCAAAACGGCGACUACGAUAAUGCCGGAGAAGACGGUCACGAUGGCAGUCGUGGCGGCGCUGCGCGUAUCCCACAACACCCAUCCACUCACUGGCAGGAGCUGUGAGCCCCUCAGGUCUCGGGAGAGGGCACGGCUGAGCCUGGUUACCAGGUAUCCAGCCGCCGGAAACGUAUGGAGGCUACUGUUGGACAAAAGUGGAACAAGGGAAGAGAGGGUUGGAGAGUAGAGGCUGGUGCAGUUUCUUUCAGUAUCAAGUGGAUUCCUGAAGGCGGGGAAACUCGUUGUUAAUAACCUUAGUUUGAACGGGAUUGAUUUUUUUUU